GCUAACGGAGCAUCAUGCUUAUCGUAUCCACAACUUUCCUCCUGAGAGAUCACAUCCAAUCCCCAAGUCUCACAUCCAUCUCUAAAUUCUGUGUUUUGCGUUGAUGGACAAGAUGAUCGCAAUGCUCGUGCUUCUGAUCCUCAAACCAGGAAGUGUGAGUGCUGGUUGGCCAGUGACUUUUGAAAACCCAAAUCCAUGUGCUUUAAAGGGAUCAUCGGUGCAUCUCAGGUGCUCAUACAACUACACAGAUGGGGAAACUGUUAAAAGGACUGCAUGGUACAAAGGGGAAUUAAUAGAUGGCACCUGGAAACGCGUUGAGCUCUCAGACCUUCCUUCAUAUCAAAAUCGUUUUAAAUAUCUUGGCGACCAGCAGCACGACUGUGGCCUGGCAAUUGAUGACCUGCAGGAUAAUGACACUGGACAUUACUACUUCCGGUUUGAUACACAGAGGUUUGGACAGCGGAGCAAAGAAUCUGUGUAUCUGUCUGUCACAGAGCUGAGUGCCAGAGUGUACCCUGACAGGGUGAGAGCAGGAAGCACUGUGAAUCUUGAAUGUGGAACAUCCUGCCAACUUCCCAACACAGUUUGGUUUAAAGAUGGGCGUCCAGUAGCCAAACCAGUGUUCCAGGCUCAAGCAGAGGAUUCUGGGAAUUAUUUAUGUGCUGUCGAAGGACAGGAGUCAGUGCUAUCUGACUCUGUGGCUCUGGAUGUUCAGUAUCCCCCGUUGAAUGUAUCUGUUGAGAUAAGUUAUGCUGGUCACCUGACAGAGGGCAGCAGUGUGAAUCUGAGCUGCAGCAGUGCUGCUAACCCUGCAGCAGACAACUACACCUGGUACUGGGCUUCUGUUUCCAGUUCCAGCUCCCUGCUCCAGGUGGGCUCAGGACAGGUGCUGUCUCUCCCCUCUGUGGAGGCAUCCCACUCUGGACUCUACCUCUGCCAGGCCAGGAACCCACUGGGGCAAAACAGCUCAACUGAGGUGCUGCUGACAGCGGGUGAUGCAGACAUUAACCGUGUCAUCAUCUUUGUUGGUACUGGAGUCUGUAUUGGCCUGUUGCUUCUACUGUUUAUUAUCUGGGCAUGGAGGCAGAGAUGUAGUUCUGCUGUGGAUAAAGAGGAAAACAGCCCUGAUUAUGAAAACAUCAGCAUUGCCUAAAUGGGUGAAAAGCAAACAAACAGGUUGACAGAGAAGGACAUGUCUGUUGUCUCCCUCCGCCUGAGCCUGAUGACAUUUCAUUAAACCAGAUACAUGACCUGCACAAGAAUGUCUGUGCUUUGUACGCUGCCUGGAGCUCAACAUAGUUGCUGAGCAGCAAGUUUCCCAACAUGAAAAUGCAGCAACACCUCUCAUUCCCUCCUGACUCCUGUCUGUGUAAACGUCAAGUACUUCUCAUGAGAAGACAGAAGGGAAUUGGAACGUUACCCAACCUUGCAACAAUACUUUUAUGAGAAAAUAGCUUAAUUUAGUAACUUAAGCUAUGAAAGUACAGUAAUGUAACAUUUUUCAGUGGUUCACUGCUGGUAAAACAGACUGUAUCCAGAAUCAGUGGUCGAACCAGGAUAUGCUGCCAUCUUGAGUUCAAAAUACUUAUGCAAAUGAUGUUCUUGUAAAUGAUUUGUUAGCUUCAGUCCACCAAAUUAGAAAUAUUAUGUGUGUUUUAUUGUUAUUUCAGUAUAAACACAGCUGUGAAGUCGCGUAGAAUGGUCGACAUUUAACAGUCACAAACUCCACCAGCGGUGAGCAGUAGUUGGAUACAAGCACCCCAUUUCUGCACCAGUCCGUGUUAACACAGCCCACCUCCACGAGUCUUACCCGGCGACAGAGCAGCAUCUCUAUCUGCUCUGAAGGCUAGCAGUAGUGAUGGCGAACUGAAGCUUUCUGAACCAGUGAAGCUUUCAAUCCAAUUGUAUCGAAAAAAAGGUUCAGUACUCGAAACUUCAGAACUCUAUGAGGACAUCUGCUGUUGAAAGUUAAGGAUAACAUUGUGUCACAAACUGUUUCACAGUUAUUAGCCAUGAAUGUCUUUGAGUUGAAGAUGAAUACAUUUUGAGUAUGAAUUCAUGGAUAAAUAAAUAAUGACAUAAAUAACUAAGCCUAUGUGGGACCUUGCAUAAAUAAAAAUGUAAUUGCCUUCUCCACAAAAAAAAAGAACAAUAAAGUUAGGAUUUUGGUUGUGAACUGUCUUGUGUUUGUAAACAAAUACAUCAGUUUGGGAGGGAAAUGAAUGAAGAACACAUUGCACAUUGCCCACACAUUUGUGUGAUUAUAUUGAGUACGUAGCAUAGAGCAACAUUGUCUCCUCAGCCAAAUAGGUGAGAUAUGCAGUGCAGAAGGCGCUAUAAACUCUCUUUUAUAAACUCUCUACUCAGUAUAAAUUUAGGCUACUUGCAAUAAACUUGCUAUAAACUAGGCUACUCGGUAUGAACUUUCUACUGGCUAUACACUUUCUACUCGCUAUAAUAUUCACUAUAAUAAUCUCUCUAUUCACUAACUCUCCUGACUCUGUUGACUCCCUACUGCAAUAACCCACAAAGGCGUGCCCCGUGUCGCGAUGCUCGCGCAGCUUUUGAAUUCAACUUUGAAGCAGUCACGUGGGUGUGUGUGAAACGAAGCUUCGGACGUCACUGGUCACGUGAUUAUCCCAAAACGAAUCAAGCGCCGAUACAAAGCUUAAUUCCAAAUUGGUUCAUGUUUUCGAUACAUGCCUCGAAGCAGGGGGUUCACGGCUAACAUCACUAGCUAGCAGGCCUGGUAGCUGAACUCGCGUUGGGAGUUUCGUUGAAGUUGGAUGUAGUCUAGUUUGUUGUAUAAUGAGCGGACACUUGCAAGCAGGAUGGAUGGGACAGAUGGCCGGCUAGCAUUAGCUUUCCACCUAGCUCGAACUCCUGCACGCCGCUUUCGAGGUCCCUUUCCCCGGCUGGCGGCAUGGAGCGACACUGCAGGCUGAGGUGCUGGUCUCCGUAGCAGGCGAAACUUGCGUAGUGUGUCGAUUAUUCCGUCUGUAAUAAAGUGUCCUGCAUAUUCUCCAAUCUGUACCAAUGUAUCCCGGUGGUACACAUGUGCGGUAGUUUGAAUGCACAUAAUUGUUGUAAAAGUUUGCUGUUGAAAAGAGAGAGCCUGUUUAGCGUAGCUCCAAGAUGGCUGACACUCGACCAUGGAUGUAUUAAGGCACUUGACUCGCAUCGGUAGCGACAGUCCCACCCCUAUGGGCGGGUUGAAAACAUGCGGAACUAGCUGGCUGUAGUCCAUAGACUCUGGGCAAAAAUCCCUCCAAUGACGCUAAAUGAAGAUUUUUGCGUCAUCAGAGGCUUUUUUUCCAGACCCACAAUACAGAGAGGGAGGGAAGCAUGGUAAUUUGAAAAUACUACCGUGUUUCUACUGAUACAAAGCUAAAUGCUAAUUGGUGAAGUAUCCUUUUAUCAUAUUUAGUGUUUGAAAUUGUAACAGAAAUAAUCACAGCAUAGCAUUUAUGGGGUCAAUGCAUUUUAAAGUUUGUUUCAUCUGUAAACUGUUCAACAUAUGCCACAGAUGGCAGGACUUUGGUUAAUAUGGUAGUAAUCCGUAAUCGCUAUUCAAUAAUCUUUUUGUGUACCUUCUGACUCCUGUAAAGACAUUUCACACCUGCAUGAAAAAUAACAAGCAUUUCCUGGCUGCUGUAAUCACUGUAUAAAUCAUGUUUUUAUGUCAAAGUAUAAGUUAUUAACAUGUUUUCUUAUACAAUAAACUUAAACUCUU
Messenger RNA from Perca fluviatilis (European perch), 3733 nucleotides. Its product is annotated as B-cell receptor CD22-like. Bases 104 to 1153 code for a protein of 349 amino acids. NCBI's taxonomy places the organism in Eukaryota, Metazoa, Chordata, Actinopteri, Perciformes, Percidae. The record is from RefSeq and is a predicted model, not a curated record. The transcript has 7 exons.